Molecule: messenger RNA, 1493 nt
Organism: Trichoplusia ni (cabbage looper)
Lineage: Eukaryota; Metazoa; Arthropoda; Insecta; Lepidoptera; Noctuidae
Product: protein arginine methyltransferase NDUFAF7 homolog, mitochondrial
Exons: 6
Coding region: 76-1392 (438 amino acids)
Biological process (GO): mitochondrial respiratory chain complex I assembly
Cellular component (GO): mitochondrion
Molecular function (GO): protein-arginine omega-N symmetric methyltransferase activity
Source: RefSeq, a predicted model, not a curated record
GCCGAAAACACAAAAGUCAAAACAAAUUUAACCUAAAAGUUGGUGAAUAUCAAUAAAUCACUUAGAUAUAUAAAAAUGAAUACUCGUCAUAUAUUUAAACUGUUUAAUAAUUCACUAAUACCUCAAACAAUAUGCAGGAGGUAUUCUUAUAAAGUGGUUAAACGUCCAGAUCCAAAAACUUUGAAAAUGCCUACUCCGGGUUCGGCUCCUAGUCUAAUGGAGAUAAUUAGAGAAAAAAUAAGGCUCAAUGGGCCUAUUACUGUGGCUGAAUACAUGCACAUCGUUGCAACAAAUCCAACUGAAGGGUAUUACAUGAAAAAAGAUGUGAUUGGUGAAGCAGGGGACUUCAUAACAUCACCUGAAAUCAGUCAAUUAUUUGGUGAGAUUUUGGGUGUAUGGUUUUAUGCAGAGACCCAAAAAAUGGGCACAGGCAAGCCGCUACAGAUCGUUGAACUAGGUCCUGGGAAAGGAACCUUAUUGUUGGAUAUUUUGAGGGUCAUCAGUCGUCUAGGAUUUGAACCUGCUGAUAUUAGCUUGCAUCUGGUUGAGAUCUCAUCUACCAUGCAAACAGUGCAGGCUAACAAAUUAUGUAUAUCACAUAGAGAGGUGGAUAUAGAGCUGCCCCAUAACUAUGAGGGUGAAACCGUAAGUGGUAUUAAGGUCUACUGGUACAAUGAUCUGAAGAAAGUGCCCAACAAAUUCUCAUGGUACAUUGCUCAUGAAUUCUUUGAUGUACUACCAAUACAUAAGUUUGAAAAAACAGAAAAUGGCUGGCGAGAACUCUUAAUAGAUCUGGACGGUCAAGGAAAAUUAUACUACAGAAUAUCAGCGGAAGAGACUAAGUCCGUCAAGUUGUUGAUCCGUCCACCACUCGACUCUGGUGAUAGAACAGAGUUGGAGAUCAGUGCUCGGAGUCUGGGGAUAGCAAGGCAGUUAGCUCACAGGGUUGACGAACAUGGAGGGAUUGCUCUUAUAGCUGAUUAUGGUCAUGAAGGAGAGAAAGGCGAUACAUUCAGGGCUUUCCAUAAACACAAAGUAGUUGAUCCUCUAGAGAACCCUGGACAUUGUGACCUGACCGCAGAUGUGGACUUCUCCCAGUUAAGGGUUGCAGCUGCUAAAACAUCCUCCAGCGAGAAUUUUGCUCUAGUCAUGGGACCAGUCAAACAGAAGGACUUCCUCGAAAGGUGCCAAGCCGAAAGUAGGCUAAAGGUUCUCAUGGAUAAUGCUAAAUCUGAGACAGACAAAGAAAAGAUUAAAAUGGCUUAUGAUAUGCUUGUUGAACCAGCGAAGAUGGGCGAUCGAUUUAAAUUUAUGGCGUUUUAUCCCUCAUCAAUGGUGGACCUGCUGAAUAAGUUCCCGCCACUCGGCUUCUCUACACCCCCUAAAUCUUAGAUUUUUUUUUCUUUUUAAUAAUAAUAUUUUUAAGUAGUAGCUAUUUACAAUUAGAUUGUUGUGUAAAAAGAUUUUAAUAAAAUAUUUAAUGUUGUAAAGUA